UGGCGCUGGGGGCGUAGCGAGCGGCGCUGGCGUACGCCUGGGGCGGGCCCCCUGCUGGCUGGCGGGGGCGCCUCAGUGGGACCCGUUAGAGCGGCAGGAAGACGCGGCCCCCGCCCGAGGCUGAGGCAGGCGGCCGCCGCCCGCGCCGACAUGUCGAAGCGGCUGAGGAGCAGCGAGGUCUGCGCGGACUGCAGCGCUCAGGACCCCUGUUGGGCAUCAGUAAACAGGGGAAUUCUGAUUUGUGAUGAAUGCUGUAGUGUUCAUCGGAGUCUAGGACGUCAUAUCUCUCAAGUGAGGCAUCUUAAACACACACCAUGGCCUCCAACGUUGCUUCAGAUGGUUGAAACACUGUAUAAUAAUGGUGCUAAUUCCAUAUGGGAACAUUCUUUGCUGGACCCUGCAUCUGUUAUGAGCGGAAGGCGCAAAGCUAACCCACAGGAUAAAGUGCAUCCCAACAAAGCAGAAUUCAUUAGAGCUAAAUAUCAAAUGUUAGCAUUUGUUCAUCGCUUGCCAUGCCGAGAAGACGACAGUGUUACUGCCAAGGACCUUAGUAAGCAACUCCAUUCCAGUGUGAGGACAGGGAAUCUGGAGACGUGCUUGAGAUUACUCUCUCUAGGAGCUCAGGCCAACUUUUUUCAUCCUGAGAAAGGAAACACCCCGCUUCAUGUUGCUGCCAAAGCAGGACAGAUUUUACAGGCAGAGUUGUUGGCAGUCUAUGGUGCUGACCCUGGCACACAAGACUCCAGUGGAAAAACUCCAGUUGACUAUGCAAGACAAGGAGGGCACCAUGAAUUGGCAGAGCGCCUUGUAGAAAUACAGUAUGAACUUACUGACAGACUAGCAUUCUAUCUCUGUGGCAGGAAACCAGAUCACAACAAUGGACAACACUUUAUUAUACCUCAAAUGGCAGACAGCAGUCUAGAUUUGUCUGAAUUGGCAAAAGCAGCUAAGAAGAAGCUUCAGUCUCUAAGUAACCACUUAUUUGAAGAACUUGCCAUGGAUGUAUAUGAUGAAGUUGACAGGCGGGAAACAGACGCAGUUUGGCUUGCUACUCAGAAUCACAGUACACUGGUGACUGAGACCACGCUUGUCCCUUUUCUUCCUGUAAAUCCUGAGUAUUCUUCAACACGGAAUCAGGGAAGACAGAAACUAGCUCGGUUUAAUGCCCAUGAAUUUGCUACACUAGUUAUAGACAUUCUAAGUGAUGCCAAGCGAAGACAACAAGGGAAUCCUGUCACUGGCUCUAAAGAAAAUGUGGAACUGAUAUUGAAAGCUAUCAACAGUCAGCAUAGUAGUGAGAGUCAAGAUAACGACCAGCCUGAUUAUGACAGUGUUGCGUCAGAUGAAGAUACAGAUCUGGAAGCAAAUGCAGCAAAAGCAAAUAGACAGAAGAGCCUGGAUUCCGACUCGUCAGAUGGACCAGUGACAGCACAAGAAUACAUGCAAGUUAAGAAUGCUUUGGUGGCUUCUGAGGUAAAGAUACAGCAGUUAAUGAAGGUGAACAUCAACUUGAGUGAUGAACUGAGAACCAUGCAGAAAAAGCCAAAUGUAAGAUCCAAUUUGACUUGCAUCCCAACUAAAAUAAUACUUCAAACACUACAGAGUGAAAAUACGAACCUCAGAAGACAGGCCACAACCAAUAUAUAUCAGGUCCAAACUGGUUCUGAAUACACAGACCCCAACAAUCAUUCUUCUUUAAAGCGACGACCAUCUGCACGAGGUAGCAGACCUAUGUCUAUGUAUGAGACUGGAUCGGGUCAGAAACCCUACCUCCCAAUGGGAGAAGUCACAUAUCCAGAAGAGAGCAUAACAAGACUGCAGCCUUUCCCUCCACAUAUCGGGAGGAGUGCGUUUGUGACCUCCUCUUCAUCUCUGCCUUCCUUCCCCUCCACGCUUUCCUGGUCAAGGGAUGAAAGCACACGAAGGGCAUCGAAAUUAGAGAAACAGAAUAGCAUGCCUGAAAGUGACUAUGAUAACCGCACCCCCAGUUUGGAGUUGGAUGAGACGGGGCCAGGUAGGAAAGGAAGGCAGAGAAGUAUCAUUUGGCAGGGGGAAGGGUCUAUCCCUGAGAACUCAGAUACAGAUGCAACCCCAAGUUCCACUUUGCCCAGUACAGAAGAUGUUAUUCGAAAAACUGAACAGAUCACUAAAAAUAUCCAGGAGCUGCUGCGAGCAGCACAAGAGAAUAAGCAUGACAGACCAUUAGAGCGUGCAAGCAUGCUUAAGCUCAGACAGAGCCUCGGCUGUUUCAGUACCCUGGUUCCAUGGGCCGAGAGAGCUCCCCUGCAGCCUUGGACCCAUCAGCAGCCUGAGCCUACCUGCUGUUAUAUACCGUGCUCGGAAAGAAUACAUGUGGCAGUAACAGAAAUGGCAGCCUUGUUCCCAAAAAAACCCAAAUCUGAGCUGGUAAGGACGUCGCUGCGGCUGCUGACAUCUAGUGCCUACAGACUCCAGUCUGAAUGCAAAAAAACCCUGCCCAUAGAGACCUGCCCUACCACGGACAUCCAGCUGGUCACUCAGCAAGUGAUUCAGUGUGCAUAUGACAUUGCCAAGGCUGCUAAACAACUGGUUACCAUCACAACCAAAGAGAACAACAACUGAGUCCUCUCGGGUUUUUUAGUCUUGGUUUUUUAGAGAUUGGAGUUUAAAUUUAGACAUGUAACUUUUCAAAUUUUUACAAGAAAACUAAGGGGGGAAGUUCAACUUUUUUAAACUCAGUAUUAUUUUUGCAUGUUUUCUAACAGAACUUUCAAAGAUUAAUUUAACCCACUGCCUUAUUUUUGUGCCUGUGUUGCCAGUUUAAUGACUGAAUAUAGUGUGUUGCAAACAGCUGUUGAGCCAAUAUCACAUACCAACAUUGUAUCAGAGGUUCUUAUAGGAGAUUCCUUGGAGCUGUAUUCUGCUUUCGGAUAUUGCACGCGCACACACAACUCUCAUUGAAGUCAAAUGCGCAUAUCAAAGGGCAGAAUCUAGCCUUGAACUGCUCUGCAUGGUGAAUCCCCUUGAAUAACACACUCUCUCUCAGCAGGACAGUGGACUGUGAAGGCUCCAGGAGUGUAACUGUUGAACAGUCAGUAGAAUGAAGUUUUAUAUAGUCUUCCUGAGAAUUGAAUACAAAGUUAUAUUCUCUGUUUCAUAUCAACUGUUGUGCAAUAACCAGUCCUUAGUCUGCUGAAACUAGUAGUUGUGGGCAUCCAAACCUAUUAAAUGUUAACUCUACAAGGUCUUUGUCACUUUUAUCUAUUUUGGAAGGAAGCAUGAGAUUAAGUAGUUUCUUUUAGUUGUCACUAUGCCACUAGUCUAUACAUUUGAUGUUACUUUAGAAAGGCAUUAGUGGUUACAAUCUAUCAUUUUCAUUUCUCUAAAAAACUCACUUUGAAGUUUCCCACAGCAUUUAUUCCCAUUUUAGUGUCCUCUUUAAGGCUGUCUCUUGUUUGCAGCAGUAUUGUUGUUUAAUAUCUUUUUAGAUGCAGUUUCACUAAAGAGUUCAGUGAUUUCUUUAAAAUGGAAGAUAAGAGGGCCAGUUCAAAAGAAGCCAUGCCUGACACGGUACAUCAUAUCUAUACCUCACUGUAGUGGAAUGUGAAAAAUACACUUUUUAUAUAGUACCUCUCAUGCCAAGCUUCCAAAAACUACAAACUAUAUACAGAUUGACACCUACCUUAAGGGUCAUCUUCAAUACACAACCCACCAUGUGCUAACCAACCACUUUAAUGUAUUCCCUAGCUAAGUUCCAGUACCUUUUUCUUUAAAGUUCAUGGGUAAAAUUUUCAAAACCACCUGAAUCCUCAUUUUCAAGGGGGACACAGGUACUUAAAGAGCCAGAGUCUUACUGAAAGUCGGUGAGAUUUGGGUUCUUAAGUGCCUGUCACCUUUGAAAAUGUGGACUUAAACUCCUAAGUCAAGCUCAUGCCUACUGACCUGUUUUGAUAAUCACUUAAAGCACUGUUCUACUUACAAGUGAACCUGUGAAAAUGACAUUGAGAGGCCCCAGUCUGGCUACAAACAAUUUGUUCAGUUCAUAUAUAAAAAGAUGUUUUUCCUGUUUACCAAUCAGUCCUAUAACCUCCCCCGGAGAUCUGAAUGUCAGCUGUUCUGAUUCGUAUGCAAUCAGUAAUGACGAUUCAGAGGCACUCAAUGACACCUGUACAGUACCAAUAUCUGCAGUGAGUUAAACAGCUGAGGGCAGAAUUUGGUCUUGCAAUGGGAACUUAGUUAACUAUCAUGUUUUGUGAUUCGCUGUAGCUGUGCAGAUGCUGUUGAGCUAAAAGGAAAAAGUAGUUGAAUUAUUUUUGUUGUUGAAGUGAGAAGAUAAGAGACUGAAUGCAAAGAGGGAGCAGAUAUGUUGUAGUUCUUCAUUAUUUUUUCUAACUGUAACAACACUUAACAUAGCUAUUUCCCAGUGAUGCUAAACCAUCAGAUAAUGACUGGAUUAUAAGCCCUGGAUGUUAUACAUAGUUACAUAUAUAUAAAAACAUGAGGAAGUUUAAACUCUGAAGGCGGGUUUUCCACCACACUAACCACCUUCCCCUGUGAUAAAAUACUCCUACAAUUCGUAGUUUCCUCUGGAGGCCCCAAAAGCCAUAGGACCACACGCAUGCAGUCUGCUAUGUUAGUUUACUCACUGUGGCUUGGUCUACACUUACCCCCCAAGUCGAAGUAAGGUACGCAAAUUCAGCUACGUGA
Molecule: messenger RNA, 4686 nt
Organism: Terrapene triunguis (Three-toed box turtle)
Lineage: Eukaryota; Metazoa; Chordata; Testudines; Emydidae
Gene: GIT2
Product: GIT ArfGAP 2
Exons: 22
Coding region: 151-2601 (816 amino acids)
Biological process (GO): brain development; regulation of ARF protein signal transduction
Molecular function (GO): GTPase activator activity; protein binding
Source: RefSeq, a predicted model, not a curated record